GUGGAAAAGCGCCGGCAGAUUUCUUUGUCUUCCAUUGUGGGAAAGCACGGCAUGGCCGAAAGUACGUUGGUUUUAGCGAUGUGGAGACGGUGCUGAAAAACGUGAAACCUUUCAAGGAAAUUCAAGGACAUCUUAAUUCUUGGUGAAACUGGCGUCGGAAAGUCAACCUGGAUCAACGGUUUCGUUAACUUUCUCACCUACGCCACCCUGGACGAAGCAUUGGCGGAACCGGUAUAUUUGAUUCCAGCGCAGUUCACCACGAUGGAUCGAAACUUCGACGAGAAGGUCAUCAUCAUGAAAGCGCUGACCGCGCCGGAGAACGAGGACACCAUGACCGGUCAGUCCGCCACCCAGAUGCCCAAAAGCUACGUCUUCAAGAAGGGUAACAUCCUGGUCCGCUUAAUCGACACACCCGGCAUCGGGGACACCCGCGGAACGGAACAGGACAAGAAGAACUUCGUCAGCAUCAUGCAGCAUCUGUCCAAUUACGACAGCCUGCACGGCAUCAGUAUCCUGCUGAAGCCGAACAGUGCGCGACUGACGGUUAUGUUCCAGUUCUGUAUCAAGGAACUCCUGACGCACCUGCACCGCGACGCCUGCCAUAACAUCACCUUCAUCUUCACCAACGCUCGCGGGACCUUUUACCGGCCGGGUGACACCAUGCCGAUUCUGAAGAAACUGAUCCAGGAUUCGAAACUGAACAUUUUGCUGAACAAAGACACAGUGUACUGCGUCGAUAGUGAAGCCGUGCGAUUUAUGGCCGCCAUGAAGGCCGGGGUGGAAUUUGAUCAGACGGAGAAGGAGAAUUUCGUUAAGAGCUGGGAGAAGUCUGUGGAGGAGACGGAACGCUUGCUCAAGUACAUCUCAGAGCGUCCGCCGCAUCCGCUGCAGAAUACGCUGUCGUUGAACGAAGCGCGCCGCAUGAUCCUGUCGUUUACGGAACCCUUGGCACAGAUCACGCGGAACAUCCAGGUGAAUCUGAAACUGGCGGACGACAAAGCCGACGAAAUCAAAGCGACCAAGUACAGCCGGGAAAAACUGAAGCGCAAACUGUACGUCCCGGUGCUGGAUUUGGAGCCGGUGCCGUUGGGGUUCCCGCGGACCGUGUGCAUCUCCCAGAAGUGCAUUAAGAUGGUGGGCCAAAAGGUCAACUAUAUCACGUGGUGCCAUAACCACUGUUACUUGAAGGAGAUUGAGGCCAACCAGUAUCCGCAGCCGGGAUUGAAAAGCUGCACAGCCAUGUCGGCCUCGGGCGGUGUAUCGUGUGCGCGUUGCCAGUGCUCUUGGGAGAAGCAUAUGCACAUCACCUACGAAUUGCAGGAGACGGAAAUCAAGAAGGUAGAUCCGCACAUUCAGGAUCUGCUGCGCCAGAAGGACGGGCAGAUUGCGGCCGUGGAAUUGCUGCUGCAUGAUUUACAGCAGCGUAAAAUGAAUUUGACAGCCGAGGAAGAGCAGAUCCGCAAGGUGUCGGCCAAGUUCGGUUAUUUCUUGAAAAUGAACGCCAUGCUGCCUUACAACGAUGCCAUGGAAGAGUACCUGCGCUAUUUGAUUUCAGCGGAGCACGAGAAGAUCGCCAUCGGGGCCAGUCGUGACAGCCUAGCUAACUACCAAAAAAUGGUAAAUGCGUACCGCGAAGAGAAGCGCAUCCUGGAAGAAGCCAUGCAGAAUCAAGACGACGAUCGCCAGAUUACCGCCAAGGACAUUAAGGACGCCAUCCGGUCACUUUAUAAGUUGCCUAUCAAUGGAAAAGCCAUUCGGGAUAUGGUGGAUGUGGUGCAGGAUGCGCAUGCCCAACAGCAGCGCCACACGGAGAUUUGCUACUCUCCCAAGCAGCCCGGGACCAUUAGGGCGACCAGGAAGCGCAAUGGCGUACAGCGUCUGCUGGAUGGUUUUGAUGGCCAUGAUGAGUAUAGGGAUUAUGACCGUCAUGAGUCGAAACGCCCAUGUCGACGCGAUAUCGGUUAUUGGCAGGGCAUGCGAGAGUACGAAGACCGCCGCAUGGCCCAGUACGGAGGCCCCUCGGGGCGUGUACCGCGCUAUGAAGGACCUGCACGGCCGCCGAUGGGGCGUAAUCCGCUGCCGCGGGAUCCGCCUCAUCAUAUGCGGAAACGUACACCAUCGCCACGGCAGAGGGAUGGCGAUGCGUCCCGCGGAUACAGUGUCCGAGAAUUUUUUCGCCGGUUUUUUUUCUAAAAAUUUGCUUGGUUUGUGAUGAUGAGCGACCAACAUGAUUUAGCUAAUCGGCUUUCGAAAUAGUUCCACCAGGAUUAGUGGUAAAUGCGCUGCGUUCUUCCGAUGUGUUGUUAACUUGCAUACUUUUAGCAACAUGUAUAAGAUUGUUUUGAGUGUUAUAACGGCUCUUAUUAUUUCCUUUCAUUGCAUCUAUAGUAGAAAUUUAAUGGGCUUUAACUGGUGGUUAAUUUUAGAAAUUCAAGCCUUACUGUUUUUGUCGUAA
Molecule: messenger RNA, 2455 nt
Organism: Paramacrobiotus metropolitanus
Lineage: Eukaryota; Metazoa; Tardigrada; Eutardigrada; Parachela; Macrobiotidae
Exons: 2
Coding region: 262-2193 (643 amino acids)
Source: RefSeq, a predicted model, not a curated record